Cucurbita maxima (winter squash) is the source of this 2250-nucleotide messenger RNA. RefSeq names its product glucomannan 4-beta-mannosyltransferase 9-like. The record is from RefSeq and is a predicted model, not a curated record. Gene Ontology annotation, cellular component: Golgi apparatus. Lineage: Eukaryota; Viridiplantae; Streptophyta; Magnoliopsida; Cucurbitales; Cucurbitaceae. The coding region runs from base 74 to 1774 and encodes 566 amino acids. Gene Ontology annotation, molecular function: mannan synthase activity. The transcript has 8 exons.
AAAUAACCCUUUUUUCCCCCUAAUAAUUUCUAUUUCUUUUCAGUAUUUCAAUUUUUGAUCCUUAGAGCCGGAAAUGGAGCAGCUCUCGACGUCGGCAUUUCUUCCUGGAGCAUUUUGGGCGCCCGGAGAUGGCAUUCCAGCCCACCUUCUUCUCAUUUGGAACGCCAUUAGGGCUCCUGUUAUUGCCCCUCUGCUUCAGGUUGUGAUGGCAGUCUGUUCCACGUUGUCGGUGAUGCAGUUCAUCGAGAGAAUUUAUAUGGGAGUUGUGAUCGUUGCUGUGAAACUGCUCCGUUGGACACCGGAGAAACGGUAUAAAUGGGAAGCCAUUAAAGACGAUUCCGAGAUAGGGAACUCGGUUUAUCCUAUGGUUCUUGUUCAGAUCCCCAUGUUUAAUGAAAAAGAGGUUUAUCAAUGGUCGAUCAGAGCUACUAGCGAGCUAUCAUGGCCAUCUGAUCGGUUCAUAAUACAAGUAUUGGACGAUUCAACAGUCCCAACAAUCCAGGAUAUGGUGAAGCUUGAGUGCAAGAAAUGGGAAAACAAAGGGAUAAACAUAAAGUACGAAGUAAGAGACAACCGGACUGGAUACAAAGCUGGUGCCUUGAAAGAAGGCCUGAAACGCAGCUAUGCAAAAGAAUGUGAAUAUGUCGUCAUCUUUGAUGCUGAUUUUCAACCUGAACCCGAUUUUCUUCAGCGAUCUAUUCCUUAUCUUGUUCAUAAUCCCGAACUUGCUCUGAUUCAAGCUCGAUGGAUUUUCGGUAACACUACUUUAACCUAUACCCUUUUUAGUUCUACAAUACAGAACACAGACUUGAGAAUCAUGCUCUCCGGGACUUAUCCCGCUAUGUUUUUUGCAGUGAACUCCAACGAAUGUAUGAUGACAAGACUGCAAGAGAUGUCGUUGGACUACCAUUUCACGGUCGAGCAAGAAGUUGGCUCCUCCACCUAUGCCUUCUUCGGUUUUAAUGGCACAGCAGGAGUUUGGAGAAUUGCAGCGAUCGAUGAGGCUGGGGGAUGGAAAGAUCGAACCACGGUGGAGGACAUGGAUUUGGCUGUUAGGGCUAGUCUUAAGGGCUGGAAAUUCUUGUACCUUGGUGACCUUCAAGUUAAAAAUGAACUGCCAAGCACUUUCAAGGCCUUUCGAUUCCAACAACACAGAUGGUCUUGCGGCCCUGCAAACCUAUUCAGGAAAAUGGUCAUGGAGAUAGCAAGAAACAAGAAAGUGACAUUGUGGAAGAAGGUGCAUGUGAUUUACAGCUUCUUUUUCGUCAGGAAGAUCAUAGCUCACAUCAACACCUUUCUUUUCUUCUGCGUUGUUCUGCCAGCAACUGUUUGGGUACCUGAAGUCGAAAUUCCAAAAUGGGGAGCAGUGUAUAUUCCUACGGCAACUUCCAUUAUUAAUGCGAUCGGGACUCCAAAGUCAUUCCACUUGACGGUUUUCUGGAUUAUGUUUGAGAAUGUUAUGUCUCUACACCGAGCCAAGGCGACCCUCAUUGGUUUAUUAGAAGGUAGUCGAGCAAAUGAAUGGGUUGUCACUGAGAAGUUGGGAGAUAUUCUGAAGGGAAAAUCAGCCUCAAAAGCAAACAAGAAACCGAGGGUUAGAAUUGGAGAUAGAAUUCAUUUCAUGGAGCUUGGGAUUGGAGCCUACCUCUUCUUUUGUGGAUGCUAUAGUGUUCUCUUUGGGAAAACCAACUUCUUCAUUUUCCUUUUUGUUCAAUCACUUUCGUUUUUCAUUGUGGGGUUUGGGUAUGUUGGCACCAUUGUUCCCAGCUCUUAGUACCCCAACCAUGAUGUAGAACCUAGGAAUUGUUUUAGCAAAGUUUUGUUGCCCACAAAGGCAACAGCUAGCUUGUGAAUAUAGAACAAAAAGAAAUGAAUGGAGAUCACAAAAGAUGAUGGAUUGGACUUCGAGUCCUUUUUUUUUUACUUCACUUGUGAAUCUUGUUGACAAGAAUGAACCGUUUAGCUGCUAAUUCACCUUAGGAGUUUCUAAUUGCUAACUAAACCCAAUAAGCAAUCAAAGGAUAAAUAUAUCAACAGCUUCAAUAGCAUUCAGAAGUCAUUUGGUUGAGAUAUUAUUAAUUUCGGAGAUGAAAUCUUUAAUUUCUUGUUCUAUGACAACAAAGAAUGAUAUGUUUGGUAGAAUGCAAGAAAAUUCAUGCUUGAGGUAGUGAGGUGGGUUCUUUCAGGCAUUUUGUCGAACAUGUGUAGGCGUGCUAAAUUAUCAUUCUUUCUUGUCAUAGAACAUGAAGC